Molecule: messenger RNA, 2016 nt
Organism: Gastrolobium bilobum
Lineage: Eukaryota; Viridiplantae; Streptophyta; Magnoliopsida; Fabales; Fabaceae
Product: galacturonosyltransferase 8
Exons: 3
Coding region: 97-1764 (555 amino acids)
Molecular function (GO): polygalacturonate 4-alpha-galacturonosyltransferase activity
Source: RefSeq, a predicted model, not a curated record
AAUCUGUGUGCAUGAUUUUGGGUGUUGAGAGUGAGGGAGUGCUGUGCUGAUACUUCUCGUGAAUCAAUCAUCACUCUUUCUGAUUCUGAUACCAAAAUGGUGAAUCCUCGAUUUUCACGCUCCAGGAUCCGAACCUUCAGCUUCUCUUUCACAGUUUCCAUUGCCAUCUGCAUUUUCUUCACUCUCUCUUUUAUCUUCACUACCCAUUCUUAUUCCUCCCAUCAACAAAACCACUUGGGUUCUGAUGAUGGUGUUGCACAUGGAUUCGAGUCUAUAAGGAGAUCCGUUCUUGCAUUGAAAACGGAUCCCCUUAAGCCUCGAUUGGACCAGAUCCGUAAGCAAGCUGAUGAUCAUCGCUCUUUGGCUCUUGUGUAUGCUUCUUAUGCAAGAAAGCUCAAGCUUGAGAGCUCAAAGCUUGUUCGGAUUUUCGCGGAACUAUCGCGGAACUUCUCUGAUCUAAUGACCAAACCUCAGUAUAGGACUCUUUUCAGCAAUGAUGCAGGCCCUAUUGAUGAAUCAGUGGUUCGCCAAUUGGAGAAGGAAGUGAAGGAGCGGAUUAAAACAACACGCCAGGUGAUCGGCGAAGCCAAGGAGUCCUUUGAUAACCAGCUCAAGAUUCAGAAGUUGAAGGAUACAAUUUUUGCUGUGAAUGAACAAUUAACCAAGGCAAAGAAGCAGGGUGCUUUCUCAAGCUUGAUUGCCGCCAAGUCAAUUCCAAAGAGCUUGCAUUGUCUCACAAUGAGGUUGAUGGAAGAACGGAUUGCACAUCCGGAUAAGUAUUCGGAUGAGGGGAAGCCUACUCCUCCAGAAGUUGAAGAUCCUAGCUUGUACCACUAUGCCAUAUUCUCGGAUAAUGUUGUUGCGGCAUCUGUUGUGGUCAAUUCAGCAACAAAGAAUGCGAAAGAACCAUGGAAGCACGUGUUUCAUGUUGUUACUGAUAAGAUGAAUCUUGGAGCAAUGCAAGUGAUGUUUAAGUUGAAGGAUUAUAAUGGUGCACACAUUGAGGUUAAGGCAGUUGAGGAUUACAAAUUCCUGAAUUCUUCGUAUGUGCCGGUCCUUCGACAAUUGGAAUCUGCCAAUCUGCAGAGAUUUUACUUUGAGAACAAGCUUGAGAAUGCUACAAAGGACACAACAAAUAUGAAGUUUAGAAAUCCCAAAUAUCUGUCAAUAUUGAACCAUUUGAGGUUCUACUUGCCAGAAAUGUAUCCAAAGCUGCAUAGAAUUUUAUUUUUGGAUGAUGACAUAGUAGUUCAGAAGGACCUUACUGGGUUAUGGAAGAUUGAUAUGGAUGGUAAGGUGAAUGGAGCUGUUGAAACAUGUUUUGGGUCAUUCCAUAGAUAUGCACAGUACAUGAAUUUCUCACAUCCCUUGAUUAAAGCAAAAUUCAAUCCAAAGGCUUGUGCAUGGGCUUAUGGAAUGAAUUUCUUUGAUUUGGAUGCUUGGAGAAGGGAAAAAUGCACAGAAGAGUAUCAUUACUGGCAGAAUCUGAAUGAGAACCGAACAUUGUGGAAAUUAGGGACAUUGCCACCAGGUCUAAUCACAUAUUACUCAACAACAAAGCCACUGGAUAAGUCAUGGCAUGUUCUGGGACUUGGCUAUAAUCCAAGCAUAAGCAUGGAUGAGAUUACAAAUGCAGCAGUGGUGCACUUCAAUGGUAACAUGAAACCAUGGCUAGACAUUGCAAUGACUCAAUUCAAGCCACUUUGGACAAAGUAUGUUGACUAUGAGUUAGAGUUCGUUCAGGCCUGUAAUUUUGGUAUCUAAAUGGUUAAGUCUCUUCUCAUUUGUUGAUGCUGUGUCAGGUGCCACUGAAGUUAUUUGUUGCUUGGUUUCAAUAUAUUAAUCCUUAUACGUUUAACAGAGUUCUUAGCUGGUGCAAGGAAAAAGCUUGCUUCUUUCUAAUUGUAAAAUACUUUAGUAUAGUAAUUAUCAGAUUUCUUCCUCUUGUUUAUUCAUAACGUUUAAGCAAUGAUGUUAUUUUCAAGAUAUCGUCGAUCCUUAACAAUAUUACUGAAU